CCCCCUAAUCUUCAAGUAAAUACAACACCGCCCAGCGAGAGAAUGAUGCACAUGUACACAAUGGCUGCAACAAAUUAUCUCUCAAUUCCAAACUUCAUGCCUCCUUUUAUCUAAGGCCUCCCACCAGCUGUACACUCUAUACCCUUACAUACCAGGAGAGACAAGCACACCCUUCUCCCUAGAGUCACGCUUCCACCCACCAGCAAGCGCCUCGCCACCGUUCUCCUGAGCAAACUUUUGCAUGCGCGCCUCAAGCUCUGGCCUGAAGUGGCGGAUAAGACCCUGGAUAGGCCAGGCAAAAGCCUCACCCAAAGCUAGGAAUUGGGUCAGCAAAAAGUAGUUAUUUAUCAAUCAGGAGAAGGGAAGAAACAUACCGCAAAUGGUGUGACCCUCCACCUGCUUGGUCAGCUCCUGCAACAUGUCAAUCUCACGCUCGCGACCCUGGCCUUUCUCGAAUCUUUGCAUGAUCUGCUCGGUCCACUUGCUGCCUUCACGGCAAGGAGUGCACUGGCCGCAAGACUCGUGGCGGUAGAAGUGGCUGAGACGGGAGAUGGCGCGGACAACAUCGGUGCUCUUGUCCAUGACGAUGACAGCAGCGGUGCCGAGACCGGACUGGCUGUCCUUCAGGGCAUCGAAAUCCAUGAGCUGGUCGUCGCAGACGUGCUUGGGCAGGAUAGGGGUGGAAGAACCACCGGGGAUGACAGCCAGGAGGUUGUCCCAGCCGCCACGGACACCGCCGCAGUGCUUGUCGAUAAGUUCCCGGAGAGGAAUGCUCAUCUCCUCCUCGACUGUGCAGGGGUUGUUGACGUGACCGCUGAUGCAGAAGAGCUUGGUGCCCUGGUUGCGCUCACGGCCGAAGCCGGCGAACCAGCUGCCACCGCGACGGCAGAUGGUAGGGGCAACAGCAACAGUCUCGACGUUGGCAACAGUGGAAGGGCAACCGAAAAGACCGACAGCGGCAGGAAAAGGAGGCUUCAAGCGGGGCUUGCCAGGCUUGCCCUCAAGAGACUCGAUCAAGCUGGUCUCCUCACCGCAGACGUAGGCACCGCCACCACGGUGAACGUAGACAUCAAAGUCAUAACCGGAACCGCAGGCGUUCUUGCCAAUAAGACCGUCGGCAUAAGCCUCGUUGAUGGCGUUUUGGAGAACGGCAGCCUCGUGGAUAAACUCUCCACGAAUGUAGAUGUAAGCAGCCGAAGCGUUCAUGGCACGGCCAGCGACCAAGCAGCCCUCCACCAGCUUGUGGGGGUCCUUGCGCAUAAUCUCGCGAUCCUUGCAGGUUCCCGGCUCACCCUCAUCGGCGUUGACAACCAGGUAUCUCGGUUUGUUGUCCUUGUCCCAGUCCUUGAAGUUCAUGAACGACUGCGUAACAGCGUUAGUAAGCUUACUCCUUCUGUCGUCCAAAGCUCCAAACGCACCCAUUUCAGACCCGAGGGGAAACCAGCACCACCACGUCCGCGGAGACCGGAGGCCUUGAUCUCGCCAAUGAUCCAGUCGUGGCCCUUGAGGAGGAUCUCCUUGGUCUUGUGCCAGUCGCCCAUCUUCUUGGCGCUCUUGAGGUCGGGGGGGAAGCGGCCGUAGAGGUUCUGGAAGAUGCGGUCCUGGUCGCGAAGGCCACCAUAGGUACGGCUAGGGGCAGCGCCGUCCUGGACGGUAGCGAACGAACGGCAUUGUUGUUGCGUCGUGGCGGCCGCGACAGCGUUUGUGAGGGUCUUGGCCGACGCCUUGGUGGGCGCAGCAGUGCGGGACAACAUGUUGGUAUAGAUUCGUGUCUCUGCUCGGCAGAGACAGAGGGAGGCGGAAUGCCAGUGGGCCGGGGCCGGGGGGGUGGUGGGUUGAGAAGAGGGAGAAGAGGUCGUCGAGGGGUUCGUUCGUUCCUGGGGACGACCACGACGAGGGAGGUUGAGGUUGGCCUGUGGCUCAAUUGAGCGAUUGUGAGCGGCUUCUUUGAGAUUUGGUUUCGCAACGUCGAUGAUUGGCUGAAAUUUACCGGGAUGUGGCGGGCAGGCACUUGGGCCGCCUGUGGCGAGAGCUGCCAAGAUCGCUGACGCAGUGUGGGGGAAGCUGUUCGCUGAAGAGCUCCGAGAGCUUCAACAAAAAGUUCCCUGAACAACACCAUCUCUUUGUCUCGACAAACCAUCGUCAGCCUUGCGCUCCAGCCUCGACCAUCCGCCCACAACGCCCUCGGGACGAGGAGCUGCGUGUGGCUCUAGUUAUCAGUCAAUGCUAUAUUGCUUUUGUCCAGCUACCACUCCUUUCCUUGCAACUACGUAUACUGUGCCAUGCGCCCAAGCUCUCGACAAUCUAGCAGUGUCAGCCUUGGCCAGUGAUCAACACCACCAAACAUCACCACAAAACAAAACUCUCGACUUUUAGCAAAGAUGUCUUCCAAACGCCACUCCAUCCUCCCCGCCGUCUCAGCAGGCCCUAAACCACCAGUCCAAUUCUCCUCCUCCAUCACCAUCGCCGAAUCGGCCCUCCUCACCGGUACAAACCUCAUCACCAUCUCUUCCGAGUCCGUCAUCCACCCCCGCGCCAAACUCGACUCCCUCGCCGGGCGCAUCACCAUUGGCCGUCGCUGUGUGGUUCACGAGCGCACCAUGAUCGGUGCCAUCGGAACAUCGGGCAAAGUAACCGAACAAGCCGUGACCCUCGGAGACUACGUGACCGUCGAAGUGGCCGCCUCCAUCGAAGCUGGUAAUACCAUCAUCGGGGAGGGAACCACAGUUGGAGUUGGCUCAAAAGUUGGGGCGGGCGCGGUAAUAGGAAAGCAUUGCACCCUAACCCCCCAUACCGAAGUCCCAGCCGGCGAGGUCAUCCCCGAUUUCACAGUCAUCUAUUCCAACGGAAUGAGGAGGAUAGACAAGCGAGGGGUGGCAGACCUGAAGAACAAGGGGCAGGCGAGGCAGAUUGAUGUGCUGAGGAGGAUGAUACCCACUAAUCCGGCCAAAUUUGCCUGAUUACUUCUUUUCUUGUUGUUAUACAUGAUGAGGUUUUUUUUUUUUGCUAGGGUACAAUACCCGUUGUGAUGAUCAUGGAAAUGGAGAAUGCCCGUUCACAUUCAGCUUCUGUCUUUGGGCGCAUUAUUUUCAUGACCUUGAAAGAAACCAAAAAGAAGGCCACCCAAAAGAAGAGAAGACAAGGCAGCCCUGAGUGCGAUGGAAUUGCCCUUUUAUCGAAACGAGCAGUGUUUUGACUCGGCUACUUUUCACGGAGGUCCGGAAGUGGAAUAGAUAAGGUGUAUAGGGCACGACACGACCUUGGUCACUUGGAGAUCGUAGCCUCUUGUUGAUGUUGUUUGGUGUGAUGAAAAAUGAACGAAUAACUUUGGUCUCUACUUCAGCUGGAGCCUGCUAUAACUCUAUGGCGAGGGGUGUCAGGGGAAAAUCAACUUUCUCAUCCCACAAUUCCCUGGUCUUUUGGAGCCCCAGAAAAUUCUUGACUGAUUGCUUUAUUUUAGUACGGUCUACUUGCCGGCCUCGUUCUGGCAACAGGAUCAGGGCUUCAUCAUGCCUUCAUCAGGGUUAGGUGUAGCUUGCAACGUUUCAUAUUGACCACGUGUCUUAGAACAGACUGACGAAGGUAUAUAUCUCUUACCGUUCACGACCUAGGUAGGUAUCUGGGUUGGCAGGUGGGACCAGGAAGCAAAUCGACUUUGGAAACAGCCCGAUUGCUCUCUCCCCCAGGUUGUACUUGUCUCCAUAACAGAAAUCAUGCCUGCACCCACUUACAUCACAUGUUUGAUUAGAAUCUGGGACCACAGCUGGAAUUGUGUCAGUUUUCACAAAUCGUGCAAGUUUCCAUCUGGACAGUCUUUGUCAUGGUGGGUUUCUUCACUUCUCAGUCGCUGUGGGAGAAGGAAAAACCAGUUAGUCUCGGCCUUUGGCAUCUGUGGCCGGUCCCGGAAGGACAGCUGCCUUCCCCGGCCGACUUCCGUCGGAACAAGCUUCCGCGAGAGACAUUGAAGCUCGCAGCUGCUGGGAGCCGUCUCGAAAGGCACCGGGGCAUGCAAUCUCGCCCAUCAUGCACAAUUCUCAACCAUUCGGGUGCGAUUCCCUAGCAGGGGGGCCAGAACCCAAGUAAGUGUAAAGGCACCGUCAGCCCUACCGCCCUGCUCAUGCACAUCAUCUCUUUUGACCUCACCUCCAGACACUCACCAUGGAGGCAAACCGCGACAUAGAGAGCAUGGAAACGUCGGAAAACAGAAGAAGUCAGCAUGAAAGGGCAUUGGAAGCAAACAG
Messenger RNA from Podospora pseudocomata, 4241 nucleotides. RefSeq lists its product as uncharacterized. The record is from RefSeq and is a predicted model, not a curated record. Gene Ontology annotation, cellular component: dynactin complex. The transcript has 2 exons. Gene Ontology annotation, molecular function: dynein complex binding. Gene Ontology annotation, biological process: mitotic spindle organization. Bases 2382 to 2960 code for a protein of 192 amino acids. NCBI's taxonomy places the organism in Eukaryota, Fungi, Ascomycota, Sordariomycetes, Sordariales, Podosporaceae.